UGAUGAUUUCAAGUUCUAUUAACUUUUUCUGAACUGCUUAGUUAUUUCCAAUGCGGAGACUGCCUAGUUGUGUCUGAUAGCCUGCAGCCGAUAUGGGGGAGAUUACCAAGCUACUUAUUUCCAGUUGUCAGGUGGUACCGAGAAAUACCUACAGUGGAUGCGAUUGAAGGACUUGUAUUGAUAAAUUUGUUAAAUUGGCUACCAUACAACAUCCAUAUUCUCAAUCUGAGGAAAGAUUUAGUGAAAUGGCAAGUAAACCUCAUGUCUUGGUCAUUUCAUUCCCAGUGCAAGGCCACAUAAAUCCCAUGUUACAAUUCUCCAAGCGCCUAGCUUCCAAAGGCCUCAUGGUCACUCUAGCGGCCACUAGCACCAUAAGCAAGUCGCUUAUUGCAGAACACGACGGACCCGUGAAAAUGGUGUCGAUUCCUGAUGGCUCACAAGGUUUAUCUACCCAACAAUGGGAUAGUUCAUUAGCUGAAUCGAAAGAAGCAUCAGACGACGACUCACCAGCAGCGAGAUGGGCUCGUUACCAGCCUGCUGUUUCACAGGGUCUGAUUGAGCUGAUUGAGAGACACAACAAGGAAUCACCAUGCAACCAAUUCAGAGUUCUGAUAUAUGAUUCAAUGAUGCCGUGGUGUCUGGACAUAGCGCAUCGACUGGGGCUUAAAGGAGCUUCGUUUUUCACUCAAUCUGGUACUGUUUCUUUGCUCUAUCAUCAUGCACAUGUGGGGACUUUGCAGCUUCCGUCUGAUGGAACAGUGGUUUCAGUGCCUCAACUGUCGGUUCCGCUUGAGGUUCGGGAUUUGCCAUCGUUUAUCUACGACACCGGCGCAAAUCCUGCCAUUGUGAAAACUGUGACUGAUCAGUUUUCGAAUUUUAAGCGAGCUGAUUGGCUUCUUUUUAAUACUUUUGACAAGUUGGAGGAUCAAGUUGUAAAGUGGAUGGCAGAGCAAUGGAGUAUCAAGACUAUAGGACCAGCCAUUCCCUCAAUGUACACAGACAAAAGAAUAAGCAAUGACAAAGAGUAUGACCUUAAUCUCUUCACAUCAAAUCAACACACUUGCAACAACUGGCUGGACUCAAACAAGGCAGGCUCAGUAGUGUAUGUAUCUUUUGGUAGCAUUGCCAAUCUGAAAGAAGAGCAAAUGACAGAACUAGCAUUUGGCCUCUCAAACAGCAACCUUUCCUUCUUAUGGGUGAUCAGGGCUUCGGAAGAGACUAAACUUCCCAUGGAUUUCCUGUCUGCAGGAUUACAAAGCCGGUGCUUGAUAGUGAACUGGUGCUCACAGCUUGAGGUUUUAUCUCAUCAAGCCGUGGGGUGUUUUAUGUCUCAUUGUGGAUGGAACUCAAUGCUUGAGGCGUUGAGCUUAGGAGUUCCCAUAGUGGCAAUGCCUCAAUGGACUGAUCAAACUACAAACGCCAAAUUUAUAGCGGAUGUUUGGCAAGUAGGGGUUCGAGUUGAAGUUGAUGAGAAAAAACAAGUUGCUACAAGGGAAUCUAUAGAGGUGUGUUUGAAGGAAGUGAUGAUGGAAGGAGAGAAAAGAAACCAACUCAAAGUCAAUGCUUUGAAGUUUAAGGAACUUGCCAGGGUUGCUAUAGAUCAAGACGGAAGCUCUGAUAACAACAUCUCUGAAUUCAUUUCAAGCAUUUGAACUGGUAAAAUAGAAUUAAAGCGAGCAAUAAGUUGUUUCAUAUAUUUGCCCUUAUGGUAACAAAAUUUCCAAGUACCAUCGCCAUCAGAGGCAACAUGAACCAGACAAUCACAUGUAACUGAUCCAAACAUUUUUCGUGUCAAACACUCUCAUUAUUCCAAAACAAA
Messenger RNA from Daucus carota subsp. sativus, 1819 nucleotides. RefSeq names its product mogroside IE synthase-like. The transcript is spliced from 2 exons. Gene Ontology annotation, molecular function: quercetin 3-O-glucosyltransferase activity; quercetin 7-O-glucosyltransferase activity. NCBI's taxonomy places the organism in Eukaryota, Viridiplantae, Streptophyta, Magnoliopsida, Apiales, Apiaceae. Bases 246 to 1652 code for a protein of 468 amino acids. The record is from RefSeq and is a predicted model, not a curated record.